Molecule: messenger RNA, 4212 nt
Organism: Truncatella angustata
Lineage: Eukaryota; Fungi; Ascomycota; Sordariomycetes; Amphisphaeriales; Sporocadaceae
Product: IKI3 family-domain-containing protein
Exons: 4
Coding region: 187-4173 (1328 amino acids)
Biological process (GO): tRNA wobble base 5-methoxycarbonylmethyl-2-thiouridinylation
Cellular component (GO): cytosol; elongator holoenzyme complex
Molecular function (GO): tRNA binding
Source: RefSeq, a predicted model, not a curated record
CUCUGCCGACUUGGUGCAUCGAGGUCCCGAGAAACACCUCGGACUGUGUGGACUCAUUGAUAUACAGGCUCAUGCUACAGUGCCGGAAGAAAUAUCUCGCACUCCCAAAAUUCUAUCAGGCUUCACCAGUGCCAAGCCUCGCAUGGUUCAUCUCCCAGCAUCGCAUCUUCGUGAAUAUUUCGAACAAUGCGCAAUUUGAGGAAUAUUCAGCACAAGGUCUGGCGGCCACCCGCUGACGUCUCCAGCAGCGAGCCACCAACGGCAUGUUGCUGGGAUCCAGCCAAAGAUGAGGUCCUAGUCGCCUUUGGCCCGUCCGAGCAGGAUGGCUAUAUUCGGUUGGUCAGGCUCUCCGAGCAUGUGACUAGCGCCGCACAUGAGCAUUCCAAGGUCGAACACAGCCAAAUCGCAUCAUGGGAGGCGUUGAGCCCAAAUCCAGACUUGGAGGUGGAUCGGAUCGUGAGUCUGCAUCACUUCAGCGAUACAUUGUCCACCGUGUUAGUGUUAGAGGGCGGUGACAUCGUCCUUGUCAAAGAAUAUGAGAAUCCCCAGGAUGGCGUGCAUAUUGAGAUUAUGGGAUCCAUCGACGAGGGUAUCAUGGCUGCGAGCUGGUCACCGGAUGAAGAGCUGCUCGCUAUCUCCACCAAAGCACGGACAGUUGUCUUUAUGACUAGAAGCUUCGAGGGCAUCACUGAUGCCACGAUGAGCGCCGACGACCUAAAACUGUCCAAGCAGGUUUCUGUAGGUUGGGGUAAAAAGGAAACCCAAUUUCAAGGUCGAGGUGCGAAGGCGCUCAGAGACCCAACAAUACCCGAGAAGGUCGACGAGGGCGUGCUCAGCUCUCAGGAUGACGGUCGAGUGUCGAUCAGCUGGCGAGGUGAUGGUGCAUAUGUUGCCAUAAACUCCAUUGAGCCUGGUGUCAGACGAGUCAUUAGGGUCUAUUCCAGAGAAGGCGUGCUCGACAGUGUCAGUGAGGCUGUCGACGGCAUGGAAGGAGCUCUGAGUUGGCGUCCAGCCGGAAAUCUGAUGGCAAGUGUUCAAAGAAAGGGAAGCGGGAUUGAUAUCAUCUUGUUCGAGAAAAACGGCCUUAGACACGGCGAAUUCUCCUUGCGCGCCCCUAAAGGUAGAGAUCUAUCAGUCGACCAGAUCGGUCUAGAAUGGAACUCAGACUCGACGGUUCUUACUGUUACGUUCGAAGACCGGGUUCAAUUUUGGACCAUGGGUAAUUAUCACUGGUACUUGAAGCAAGAGAUCAUGACGGGCGAAAAGCCGAAGAGCUUCAAGUGGCAUUCGGAGAAGCCGCUGCGUUUUGCACUCGCUCUACCAAGCAAAACAGUACUGGCUGAGUAUGUAUUUUCGGUGUCUCGUGGACCUUUGACGCCACCAAAUGACCACGGAGCCGUCGCAGUAGUAGAUGGUCGCAGCCUCAAGCUUACCCCUUUCCGAACGGCAAAUGUACCACCUCCAAUGGCGCUCUAUGAACUGGAAACACAGACAGCUAUUGUAGAUGUAGCUUUUUCUCCAGAUCAUUCUUACAUGUCGGUACUGCAUCAGACGGGUGUUGAUUUGUAUCAGUGGCAAACUAAGGGCUUGCGUUCACUUCGACCAGUGGUCAAAGCCUCCGUUGUAUUUGAUGACCCACGAACUGAGACAACUCCAUUGUUGGUGUCGGUGGACAUCAAUGGUAACAUCGCCAUCCUAGGCUUUAGCCAUCAGCCAGAACUGCACCGUUAUAUCUUCGACACUACCUCUGGUCUGUUCUCAGGGCUUAGCAGGACUUAUUCCAGCUCUGUCGUUGGCUUUUCAAGCUACUGCGACAACGAGAACGGAUCCGGACUCAUCAUCCAAGAUGCCCAACGCCGCUAUCGCAUGAUUCAAGGCGAUGGAACCGAGUCUGAAUUCUUGAUUAGUCCUACAACAUCUCAAGUCCCAAUUCAGCUUCCCUGGUUUACUCCUGUUCAGACAGAGCCCACCCUGGGAAAGCUGGCAGUCUACGGUUUGUCCAGAAAUGGACACCUAUAUGUCAAUGACCGGUUGCUUGUCAAGAAUUGUACUUCUUACCUCGUGACGCCUGAUCAUUUAGUGUUUACAACAACAAAUCAUCUCUUGAAGUUCGUUCACAGGACGAAUGACAUUGACGAUUUGGAGGUUCCUGCGGAUGAUCCUGAAAAGGACGAACGAUGCCGUAGCCUCGAGCGUGGCGCCCGGCUCGUGACGGCAAUGCCCACAAACAUGAGCCUGGUCUUGCAAAUGCCCAGAGGUAACCUAGAGACCAUUUAUCCUAGAGCCAUGGUUGUAGCGGGCAUUCGACAGUUGAUCGAGGAGAAAUAUUACGGCCGGGCUUUUGCUAAUGCAAGGACGCAGAGGGUAGAUAUGAAUAUCCUUUAUGAUCAUAAGCCACAGCAGUUCUUGGAGAACGUUUCGCUCUUCCUGGAGCAACUGGAUGAUAUCACCUACAUCGAUCUUUUCCUCUCAUCCUUGCGGGAAGAAGACGUUACACAGACUAUGUAUAUCAAUACCAAACUUGUCGGAAGUCAAGAAGGAUUGUUACAGGGUGGCGUGGAAACGACAAUUACACCCACGACAGGCUCCUCAAAGGUCAACACGAUCUGUGAUGCUGUGCUGGAAAGUUUACGAGCGCGCAAGGCCAUCGAUCACGGGACACUACAAAACAUCAUCACUGCCAAUGUCUGCAAGAACCCGCCAGCUUUGGAAGACGGCUUGUUGGUCGUGGCCAAGCUGAUGCAAGAUGAUGAGCAACUGGCCGAAAAGGCAGUUGAGCAUAUCUGUUUCUUGACGGAUGUGAACACUCUUUACGACGAGGCCCUGGGCCUGUACAACCUAGACCUUGCACUUCUAGUUGCUCAACAGGGCCAACGUGAUCCGCGUGAGUAUCUACCUUUCGUGCAAAAUCUACAUCAGCUGCCCGUCGUCCGUCGCAAAUUUGCUAUCGAUGACCAUCUAGGAAGGCACACAAAGGCUCUCACACAUCUGCAAAACCUCAAUGCGCACCAAGAAGCCCAAGAUUAUACAGUCAAGCAUUCUCUCUACGCUGACGCUUUGAGGCUGUAUCGUUAUGAUGCCCCUAAUCUUGCUAUCAUCACCCGACUCUAUGCUGAGUUUCUUGAGUCUCGCUCGCGCUUCAGAGAAUCGGGCCUCACCUACGAGUCGUUACAAGACUAUGCAGGAGCCACGCGCUCUUACCGUGCCGCCGGUGUAUCAUGCUGGCGUGAGGCCCUGUUCACAGCUUCCCUGCAACAACCACCUCUGUCAGCAGAAGCUCAAUCGGACCUCGCAACUGCCUUGGCGGACGCAUUAUACGAGGCCAAGGACUAUGCUGGUGCUGCCGCGAUCUAUCUCGAACACCUUUCAAGCAUCGAAACAGCCGUGAGGUAUCUAUGUAAAGGUUACCAUUUCGCCGAGGCUCUUCGUCUAUCGGCCCUGCACAAGCGCCAGGACCUGCUCGAGAGCACCGUUGACCCAGGUCUUGCGGACUCGCUUGGCUCAUCCACCGAGUUCCUAGCCGACUGCAAGGCUCAACUCCGUGCCCAAGUCCCCCGAGUCCUCGAGCUUCGCCGCAAGGCGGCCGAAGACCCGCUGGCUUUCUACGAAGGCGAGAGAGCAGGCGGUGCCGACAUCCCCGACGACGUGUCUGUAGCUGCCAGCUCGCGCGUCAGCACGUCGGCCUCGCUCUUCACGCGGUACACCGGAAAGGCCGGGUCGGUCGGCACCGCCGGCACGGGCGUGUCGAGAGCCACGAGCAAGAACCGCAAACGCGAGGAGAAGAAGCGCGCCCGCGGCCGCAAGGGGACUGUGUACGAGGAGGAGUACCUGGUCAACUCGGUGCGGCGGCUAGUGGAGCGCGUCGAGGCGACCAAGGCGGAGAUCGAGAGGCUGGUGUUCGGUCUCGUCCGCAGAGGCAUGUUCGAGCGGGCCCGGACGGUCGAGGCGCUCAUGUUGGAGGUCCUGGAGGGAUGCAAGAAGGCUGUUGGAGAGGUGUUCCCACAGGCGGAGGAAGAGAGGAAGGCAGAGGAGGGCGAUCAGCAUGUUGAGGGUGAGGAGUGGAGACCCCUCGGCGCUGAUGCCGUGUUGGCGGGUAACCUGGAGCAGAAAUGGAGGACGCAAGCGCCGCCCGUCGUGACGGCGAUGGAGAAACUGAGUCUGCUAGGGAGUUAAGGUCGUUUUCAGGUCAAGGGAGUUGGGAGGGAGGAGGGA